Talaromyces rugulosus is the source of this 1986-nucleotide messenger RNA. RefSeq lists its product as uncharacterized. The transcript is spliced from 2 exons. Gene Ontology annotation, cellular component: cytosol; peroxisomal membrane. The record is from RefSeq and is a predicted model, not a curated record. Bases 1 to 1986 code for a protein of 661 amino acids. NCBI's taxonomy places the organism in Eukaryota, Fungi, Ascomycota, Eurotiomycetes, Eurotiales, Trichocomaceae. Gene Ontology annotation, biological process: protein import into peroxisome matrix, docking. Gene Ontology annotation, molecular function: protein binding.
AUGUCUUUCCUCGGUGGUGCCGAGUGUUCUACGGCUGGCAACCCGUUGACACAAUUCACCAAACAUGUCCAAGAUGACAAGUCGCUACAGCGGGAUCGGCUGGUGGGCAGAGGCCCUGGAGGCAUGCAGGAGAGCAUGCGCUCUCACGGAAUGACAGGCCCGGGGGAUCAGAUGAUGGACGAAUUCAUGCAACAACCCGGCCAAGCCCCCGGCCAACCCUUUGUCAUGGACCACAUGCGCCGAGAACUCGAAACCCUACACAACGCACCCCAACGCACGGGAUCGCCCGGCUGGGCGGCCGAAUUCGACCCUGGCGAGCAAGCCCGCAUGGAAGCAGCGUUUCAGAGCCCCAAUGCAUCGACUUUCAACGGUGCGCCAGGAGGAGGCUUUGCUCCGGCAGAGUUUGCUCGUUUCCAGCAACAGAAUCAUGUGCGACAGGGCAGUCCGGCUGCGUCGACACAGUCGCCGAUGAUGGGCGGAUAUCAAAGACCGAUGAUGGGUGGCUAUUCGGGUAUGGGCGGCAUGGGCGGUAUGGGAAUGAUGGGGAUGAUGGGCGGUCAGUCGUUUAAUAGCCCGAUGCAGCACCAACAACCCAUGGAGUCGUCAGCACAGGACAAGGGCAAGGGUCGUAUGGUUGAACUGGACGAUACGAACUGGGAGGAACAGUUUGCUGAGAUGGAGUCGGCCGAUCAACACGGUCUUGAUGACCAGGCCAACAGGGCCAUGGAAGCAGAACUCGAUGAACUUGACAGGUCAGUCUUUACCAGCAAUCCCGACAGCACAGAAUUUCACGACUUUGAACGUGUGUGGGAAAAAGCCCGAGCUGAGAAUCCAUUGGCUUCUAGAAAACUUGCCGAGGAAGAUCUUGAUUUUAAAGAGGUUGAGAAUCUUCACAUGGGCGAUCUCCACGAGUGGGAGGGCUUUGAUAGCCUCAACACUCGAUUCCGGGACCCCCAGUUGGGCGACUAUCUGUUUGAAGAAGACAAUGCUUUCCGCGCGGUGAAUAAUCCGUUUGAAGAAGGUGUCAAGAUUAUGCGAGAGGGUGGGAAUCUGUCAUUGGCAGCCCUGGCCUUUGAAGCCGCAGCUCAAAAGGAUGCGACACACAUCCAGGCGUGGACCAUGCUUGGAGCUGCCCAGGCGCAAAACGAAAAGGAGAGCCCAGCGAUUCGGGCAUUAGAACAAGCACUCAAGUUGGACGCCAACAACCUGGACGCUCUGAUGGGACUGGCUGUCUCGUACACCAACGAGGGCUAUGACUCGACGGCAUACCGCACGCUGGAGCGCUGGCUCUCUGUAAAAUACCCUCAAAUUAUCGACCCGAACAACCUGUCAUCCGACGGCGAUGUCGGUUUUACUGACCGACAACUACUUCACGACAAAGUUACUGAUCUAUUCAUCCAAGCGGCACAACUGUCACCAUCCGGAGCCCAAAUGGACCCAGACGUGCAGGUUGGCCUGGGAGUUUUAUUUUACUGUGCCGAAGAGUACGAAAAGGCUGUCGACUGCUUCUCUGCCGCGCUGGCGUCGACGGAAUCCGGCACAUCGAACCAGCAGGAACAAGUACACUUGCUAUGGAACCGCCUCGGCGCCACGCUCGCCAACUCCGGACGCUCGGAGGAAGCCAUCGAGGCAUACGAAAAGGCACUCACCAUCAACCCCAACUUUGUGCGGGCGCGCUACAAUCUGGGAGUCUCGUGCAUCAACAUUGGCUGCUUCCCCGAAGCCGCGCAGCACCUACUCGGCGCGCUGGGGAUGCACAAGGUGGUGGAGCAGCAAGGUCGCGAGCGGGCGCGCGAGAUUGUCGAAGGCGUCGACGGUAUCGACGAUGGCGAGCUGGAGCGAAUGAUCCAUAUUAGCCAGAACCAGAGUACAAAUCUAUACGACACGCUACGACGAGUUUUUACGUCAAUGGGGCGGCGUGAUCUCGCGGACAUGGUGGUUUCGGGCAUGGAUGUGGAUGUGUUCCGGAAGGAGUUUGAGUUUUAG